UGGUAGAACUGCAGUAUUGUAUUUAAUGUUUACAGGUCUGGACAGAUGUUGAACGCAUUAUACUAUAUGUGUACAAUUAUACACUCGCAAUUCACACAUCAUCACUUAGGUCAGGAACAGUCUUUCAUUACACUGUAAAAUAUAAUGGAUUAUUAUACAGUACUCAAAGCUGACUGUGAAAACAGAAAGGCUUGAGUUGUGUCCGGGAAUUACAUUUUGAAAGCUGAAGAGGAAAAAGCCUUCAUGCUGUACUGUGCAUUUCCCAGUGGGUCUCUUGCAUUGUAUUAUUUCAGUAACGAGUAAUGCAAGGCUUUUAGUCUUCCGAUUGUUUGUCCAUAUUGUUUUAACAUCAGAAUGACAUUUACUUUUUUUUAAAGAAAAAAAUAACGCUUAGUUUGCAAUAAUUUGCAAUAGUGAUUGGAACAUUCUGCAUUACCUUUUUUUCUCCCUGAGAAUUUCUCUUCGCGGGUACCGUUGUGAAUAUAUGUUAUUAACAGUUUCUCCAGAAAAACUUUGCAAAAAUCCUACUUUUAUUUAUUUUUUAAAUGUUGAGACGCCCAGGGAAAAUCUGAAAGGAAAACCAGGAUCUUAUAACAAGCGUUACAAGCAAUAUUUAGAGAUAUAUACCUAGUAUCAUGUAUGACUCCAAUGAAAGGUUUCUUUGGUACUUUCUCGCUUUUCCUCGAAAGUGCAGCAUUGGGGUCUCUUUCUCACCGUAUGUAUUUCCAUAAUUAAAGUACACACAUAUAGGAAUGUGUGUUUACGCUACUAACAAGAUGUGUGCCUGUCUGCGCUGGGCGUGCUUUAAUUAUUUAAGUUAGUGUUUAUAUGGGACGUUCUAGCACCUGCUUCAUGUUCGGAUUUGUUCAACUGCACCUCAUAAUCCGAUGACCAAUUUCAGGUUUGAAAGGAAACAGGAGAUUCACGAUGCAUAGUUUAAAGAUGUACAACUAAAAUAAUCCUAAUCAGAGAAAUGGCAACCAGGAACUAGGUGUAAUACCCAGCCCACAUUAACUCUCGCUUAACAUUUCAAAAUACGGCUCCAGCUCAACCGUAACGACUCCAGCACUUUUUCUCCGGAUGCACAGACGACUGUGCUGAAUAGGAGUCGGUAGGUACAUGCUAGGGAAGGGUGCUCCUGCGGGCAUGAGAUACCCACUAGAGAGGAUAAAAUAAAUACCAGAUCCUUCUCCCUCUCCCCCACUCGGAGCCCAAAGAUUUGUUUAUUUUCUAAUAAUGUUUUCCUCCAAGAAAUCUAUUUCUUGCGGACUGCUUUAUGAGCUCUCGGGGCAGAAAAAAUCAGAACAAAGACAGUAUUUCACUCCUUGCUUGGCAGGCAGCUGUUAAAGGUAUUUACUGCUCUACUGCAGUGCGGCAGUGAAUGCUGCUGGCAGGGCUGGAGGAAAAAAAACCAGGAAGUUAAAGGAAAAGAUAAGACACCAUAAAUGCUGCAGUGAAGCAGCUGGGCACGGCUGAGCAUCACAAACACUGACCUGGACAAGAGACCAUCAAAAGAGAAAAAAUACCCCCCAAAAAACUCAACUGGAGUGUUGCGCUCGCUUGCUGCAAACCGGGAAAGACCUUAAUUGUGUAAUCUCAAAGCGGGUGCCAAGAAAAGCUUCCUGGAGUUCCCGCCCCGCCUCGGAAAGUCAUGCCCCGUGGCAGUGGGUUUUGCCAGUCAGAGCCCCACGGGUUAGAGCAGCUCGCGUGGAGAAGAGGGUUGGAGUCCUUGGAGCUCGCGGGUGAGGCCGCUUCUGCGUGGAGCAGGAGCAGUGCCACGUGUGUGCCCGCCUGCUUGGGGAAGCGCGCAGCUGUUCCCACCGCGGGGGCACGCGCGGGUGUGCAGGGCAGGCAGAUUCAAUAGCCCCGUCCGACCUGCAAAGGCCCGGAUUCCCCGGGGCAAGUGGGAUGCUGACUGAUGUUCGCUGUUCCCCAAAGCCCCCGGUCAGAGCGGCCCUGCGGCGGUGCUGGCCCUGGCUGCGGUGGGGCGCUGUCUCCUGCCCGGCUGCCAGAACCUGCCUGCCCCCGCGGCAAAGGUGGGGGCUGCUUUUGAGCCCCACUGCAGGCUCCUUUUGGACUGCCCUGUUUCCUGCCGGCGGCUCUGCGAGGCUGAUGGAGGAGGAAGGAGGGCGAACCCGGAGGGGCUCAGUCCGGCCCCAGGUGCCAAAUCUGCCAGUUCAGAAAAUCGUAAUAUGACUGUGCAGAGAACUCUUUUUACGUGGAGACACGGAUUGGUUUUACUUCCUGAAAUGUACCUACUUACGGUGCCUUUGUAGCCAACUCCACUCGGGCACGAUGCCAGGGCAGGAGACCAGAACCAGCAUCCUGCAGGGCUGUGUCCAAAUCCAGCCUGUCUGCCACCAUGCUCAAGAUGGUGCUUACCCAGUAUGGUGACGCCCAGACGAGAUGUGAAAGGAAUCCCUUCUCAGGAACACAUUUCCUACUUGCCUUUCCUGAAGAGACGUAUUCAACCCCCGGCACGACUCAGCAGACCUGUCCUUUUAACCAGAGCUACUGUACUGACCGACUUUCCCAUUUUGAAGCCGAGCAGUGAUAGAUUAUUAAUUGGUGCCCAGCUUGCUUCAUGCAAAGGUUUGACACAAUGGAAAGACGGCUACAUGAAUCCCAAUUACAACGGAGGGGAACCUAAGCGCUCCAGAACAGCCUACACAAGGCAGCAAGUCCUAGAACUGGAAAAAGAAUUUCAUUUUAACAGGUAUCUGACUAGGCGCCGCCGUAUUGAGAUAGCCCACACUUUGUGUCUCUCUGAACGCCAGAUCAAGAUCUGGUUUCAGAACAGAAGAAUGAAGUGGAAAAAAGAUCACAAACUGCCCAACACUAAGGGCAGGUCUUCUUCAGCUGGUUCAAACCAACAUUUACAGACUGUUCCCAAGGACCAUCAAACUGACUUGACAACUUUAUAGAAGAGGUGAAAUUUUCCAUUUCAUCCUUAGAAUCUGAACAGUACUGUACAUAACUGACAUUACCCCAGCAGAACCUGCAUGUAGCAGCUAAAGACUCCAGACUGUCAUCCUGCUUUAAGGUACUGUUGUACAAAGGAGGCGAAAUGACCUUACUCUGGACUUUAUUUGAAUUACCUAUAUUAGCACAACCUAAAAACUCUUCAGACAGGUAGUGGAAACCGUGAGGACAUUAAGCGAGAUCCUCUGUCCAUAAAAAGUAAUAAAUCUUGAAAAUGAAAGUGUCCUGUGUUCAGUUUUGAAUUUGAAAAUGAAGGUUUGAUGCUUUAUUCGGCUCUCUUUUGUUCGGGUUGUCUUUCCCUCCCAUGCAUUUCGAGAUGAGGCAUUUGGGCAAGUUCAGGACAGAAAUCUCUGACUAAUCUUUUAUUUCAACUCUGAAGAGUAGUAUUUGUGAACUUUUUUUGUGCUGCUUUACGUUUCUUGGUGUAAUGAAAAUUCUUGCUCAUUUCCAUAACAUCCCAGAACAAGGGCAUAAGAAUGGAGUGAAAACGGGUUAUUUUAUGUUUUCUGUUUGUAUUUGCCUAUUUAUUUAUUUACAAAUUAGAAGAAUAACGAUAGGAAGCAAAGGAAAAUAAUCAAACCAAAAAGAGGAGAAAGUCAGGGUUUCUCCUCCCCAGUCCCAUGAACAUAUGUAUAAUGCUCAGUUAUCCUGAUCUGACAGAACUUUUCGCCUCUUUUUCUGGUUUCCUUCCUUCUCUGUAAAUACGAAAUCGUUUCCGACCCUAAAAAAGUCACAUUCUGUAAAAGGUAUUUUACGUGUUUGCUUUAUUCGGCUCUCUCCUUUAACCAGCCUUUCGUAACAAAAAAGAAUAACAAGAAUACAAACUAAAAAAAAUAUUCUCAGAGUGUAGAUCAAAGCGUUCGAGGGGUGUCAUCUAAGCCAUUCUGCUUUCCAAAUAGGUGGCAUUUUCUUUGUUUUAUAUCUAUAAUGAGAGUCCCAUUUUAAAGAAAGGUGGCAUACACUUCGUUGAGAAGAUGGUAACUGUUUUGAAGCAAUCAAACUUGAAUCAAAGGCUUAGGCAUCACUAGAAGUUAGCAUUAAGGGAAAACGAACCAUUUUAAUAAAAGCUGAGCAGGUCCAUUGGGCUUUGAUUUGGACGUGGAGGCCAUGUAAAAGUUUGAAUGGAAUCGGCCUUCUUUGUAUCUCGGCUAAAAUGCUCACAAGCUGGGCUAAAUCAGCUGCCCUCCUCGUAUAAACCUCGGCUUGGAGGGAUUUACAGAUCAGCCCUGAACUCUUAAGUAAAGGGAAUAGCAAGUGUCUAGAUAUUUUAACUAGACACUGCCUUCCUCCUAUCAAAGAAAAUCCGAAAUCACAAUGACUGAGAUCUUAAAAGUGCAAGCAUCUAGUCAUAGUCAAAUUGGCUUCCGUUGGCAGCACUCUGGCAUCUGAACUUUUUACUCGAGACAACACGAGGGAAAAUGGGAUUUUAGUAGGUUGGAAAUAAAAAACCAGGGGCUUCCAAAUGAAUGUAAUCGGCAAAAUGAACUGUGCUCAACGAUGAUUUUCUGCCCUUUCCUCGUCCCUAACUCUGUAAAGUGUCUUCCAAGACUUGAUCUUUUGUUUUAGAUCCUGGAGACAACUCUUUGUUCUUCCUAAGGGUUAGCCUGGUUCUCAGACCUGCACAUGGCAAUACUUGAAUAUCUCCACGUCGUGAUAUUAAAGAUGGAUAUUCCUGCAUUAUUCGCAUCAUUGUUUCUAUGACAAAAAGCCCCGAGUUCAUACAUAGUAAAGACGUCUUUUUUCUCUGACGCCUUCACGUUGAGAAGCUGAAAAGGUAUUUUACUGAAGUUCGGCUAAAUUGCAGAAACAGGUUCAUCCAGAGGACAAAUUUUCUAUUCGAUUAGCUGUAUUUCAGCCGGGCAGAGUGACCUCUAAACCCUUAACCUCUUGGACCCGCACUCCUCUUCCUUUUCUCUAGCAUGGAGAGCAGCUAGAAGGCAGCCUUUGGGAAGGGCAUUCCUCAGACAAGUUGCGAAGUUGCUGUACCUAACUCUUUUGGUAUCGGUCUUAAAUCUCCCCAGUUGUCAAAAGUCAUGUAUUUUCUGUCAGAAGUGAUCUGAGAGGGGUGGGAGGAAGGCACUCUGGUGAGUCUGAUUUAAAGUAAGCCUCGCCAUUGUUUACCUAAAGUCUGUGCUGAGCUAAUUGUGAACCAUGCAAACGUGUUAUUUUGGGGGGAAAGCCAACGUGUUGGGCUUUGUUCAGUGUGGUUUUUUGGGAAGUCACUGAAUCAAAGCGGUUGUGUGGUUAUGACUGCGCUGCAGGGAGAAGGCCACGUUCUGCUCCCAGGCACAGCGCCCUACUGAAGCCAGCUGAAGGGACUGAAGGCAAACCAGGGUCCAUGUGCGAGCAAAAUUUGGCCCAUUGUCUUUUGAAAUGUUAAUACCGUCUGGGCGAGUGUUUGGUUCAGCAGAGGGUAUAACCCUGUUGGCAAGUCCCUCUGAGCAGGACUGGGGCUAAUGUGAGUUUGCCUGGUUCCAGUUACAUCAGUAGGCUCUGAAAAUCCGCAAAACUCCACAAAUAAAUAGUUCACAUCUGCCACCCUUCUGAAGCGUCAGGAUGUGAAUGCCUAGGUAAUAAGAAAUAAGCACGUCAAUUUGCUAUUCUCUCUCAUUUGUCCCCAUUUAACAUGAGCCCGAAGUGUUUUGAACUUUCAUGAGAGGUUAUUUUAUGUAGCUGAAGAAAAAAAGAUGUUUUUUGUUUAUCAUGGAUAAAAUGUUGUGUAUUGCAGCCUUUAGUUAUAAGAUUGCAUUGUCCAACAAUACUAUGAUAUCUGUUAACGUGUGAUGCUUUUUAUAGACUUUACCAAUGUUUUUGCUGCCACUGAUUAAAGUAUUAUUUAUACUAAUUGUCGCCUGUAGUUUUGAUGUAAGUCCUCCACAUAUAUUUGAAAUAAAAAAAAAGGUGUAGA
This is a messenger RNA of Alligator sinensis (Chinese alligator), 5890 nucleotides long. RefSeq names its product homeobox D4 (gene HOXD4). Gene Ontology annotation, biological process: anterior/posterior pattern specification; embryonic skeletal system morphogenesis; regulation of transcription by RNA polymerase II. Gene Ontology annotation, cellular component: nucleus. NCBI's taxonomy places the organism in Eukaryota, Metazoa, Chordata, Crocodylia, Alligatoridae. Gene Ontology annotation, molecular function: DNA-binding transcription factor activity, RNA polymerase II-specific; RNA polymerase II cis-regulatory region sequence-specific DNA binding. The transcript is spliced from 5 exons. The record is from RefSeq and is a predicted model, not a curated record. The coding region runs from base 2388 to 2924 and encodes 178 amino acids.